GUCACCCCGCUGAGCAGCGGUCACCACCGGAACAAGUGUACUCUUCCUACGAGAUGAGUGACCGGCUGGUCGGGGUGAAAUUACUGCCUGGGGAAAGGGUUCGAGGUGAAGCCCCCAAUGUGAGGAAAUGUACCUCAUAUAAACAGGUGCAGAAAUCCAUCACGGGGAAGCUGCUGUGCACGAAUUUCCGAGUGGCCUUUGUUCCUGUAGAGACUGGAGUGGUCCAGGUCCCUGCUGGUCAGAGGCACCUCCUUGGAGCUGAUGACGUUGCCUUGUCAUCCAUUGACCGUGUGGUAGCUGUGAACAGCUCCCGCAACAAACUUCUGCUAUCCACCUCCAACCUGAAAGGCCAAGCCCGGGAGCUGCUGAUUUACUGCAGGGAUUUCCGCCUCUUACACUUUCAGUUUGAACAUGAACACCGUACUGACGAGCUCAUCUCCUUGAUUGCUCAGUGCUGUCAGCCAGUCUCUCCUCGGGAACUAUUUGUGUUUGAGUUCGCUGUCGAAAUGUCAAACAUCAUUGACCCCAGGCUCGUCAACUCGAAUCCUGAGCAGGAGUUUGAAGCAACGCGGAUGUUUGAGACGCACUUAGACUGGGAGUUUGAGCUGGCCAGGACCGGAGCGUUAGGCUGGCGUGUUAGCCUGGUCAAUGAGCGAUUUGAAGUUUCAGCAAGUCUUUCUAAGGUUGUGGUCGUUCCGCGGAAGGUUCUGGACUUGGAUAUUAAGGAAGCAGCUGCUUACUUCAGUGAGGGCCGUGUUCCACGUUGGCACUGGCACCAUCGGGGAAGCAACCUCAUGAGAAUGAGCAACUUCCAGAGCAACACCUAUCCACAGCGAGACGGGGUCAGUAAGCUGGAGGAACUGUUGUAUGGUGCUCACUAUCGCCUGGUGAUCGCUGACCUGUCAGAUGAUUUACCAAAUCCUGUAGAAAUCCAGCAGGCGUACAGCAAACUGCGGACCCUCUGCAGCUGUGAGAACCCCAGCUCCCUCAAGUACUCUGAUGAAAAGUGGCUCUCGACCCUUGAGGGAACGCACUGGCUGGAGUAUGUGAGGUUGUGCCUGAAGAAGGCAGGUGAAAUCUCCUCGCUGCUGAGCAACCAGAGACUGACGGUCACCCUGCAGGAGACCGAUGACCGUGACCUGGCCUGCGUUAUCUCCUCACUGGUCCAGGUCCUGCUUGACCCUUCCUGCCGAACCCUCCUGGGAUUUCAGGGCCUGCUGCAGAAGGAGUGGGUGGAGGCCGGUCAUCGCUUCAGUGACCGCUUCAACCAGCUGCGAGCAACAGAGAAAGACGAGUCUCCAGUAUUCCUGCUCUUCCUGGACUGCGUUUGGCAAUUGUUGGACCGUUAUCGGGGCUUUUUUGAAUUCACCGAUCACUACCUGCUGGCGUUACACACCAGCACCCACACUGCGCUGUUUGGCACUUUCCUGUUCAACUGUUCAAGGGAACGGACCUACAUUCAGCAGUCUCCCCCAAUAGGUCUGAACGCUCGAAUGGCCCCUUUCACCAAUGACCGGUCGCUGUUGCGUAAUGCGCAGCGUGUCCAGCAGGUGGUGCUGAAGGGUGGUUUCUUCUCUCGGGACGAGGGGAACUGUCCACUCCCAUCGGUCUGGGACUGGUCACUUCAGUUUCCAACUGGACAUCAGGAGUUAUUCAGAAAUGCCCUAUAUAGCGGUGACCCGCAAUCCAUGACCCAGAAUGGGCCGUCCCAACAUCACAGCACUGAGAAGCUUGAUAUUCUGCCUGUGAGGUCAGUCUACCUCCUGAGUAAAGGUGUGCUCCUCGCUGCUCCCCAGUUCCUGCCGUGGAAGAACACAUCGGUAACGAAGAAGCUGAGUAAACUCAGCCAGUCACUGGAGAGUCUGCUGGAGUUAGAGCAACCGCAGAGAAUCUGCCCAGCUCCCUCCCUGGAUCCCAGUGGCCUCCUGCUCCCUCCCAUCCCAGCAGCCAGCAUCCGCUUCUGGAAGAGCUGUUACCUGCGCUGGCUGACCCAGGUGGAGGUAGAGAACACCUAUGGCCUCCUGUCUGCUCUCACCGCUCAGAUUAACUGCCUCCAGCAGAGACUGCAGCAACAAACCAACCAGCAGAAUCGAGUCUCCAACGGACUGGAUCACCAGGGCAAUCAGGUCCCCCACUCUGAUAAUCAGCAAGGAUCGACCGUGCCUCCCCCCACCUACCGACCUGACGGUACCACCAUGGAAACAUCCUUCUCCACGCUGAUCAGCAGAACGACGCGGUAACUCCCUGCCUGCAGGGGUGGUCUCUCCCGGUUUCCCAAUCACAGCCACAAAGGACCAAACACAGACUUGUUUCCCAGAGAAGUGGAGCUGGGUGCUUCUGAAUAAAUUUCCCAAGUUGUGGGUUCAGCUGGACGUAUAUUUUGCUGAUUUUUCCAGGACUUUUCUAGUUGCACAGGCACUGAGAGACAGGGCAAGGGUCCAGGGAUUCAUUGUGGAUUAAACUGUCCCCUCCCCUUCCUUCCCCCUUCCCUCAUUCACUGUCAUUAACUCAUUCCUCAGGCUCUGGGAUUGAGCAGAUCUUCCCUGAGGAAAACUGACCCUUCCCCUUCCUGAGGGAGACUGACCAUACUCCCCUCCUCUCCCUGAUGGAGACUGACACCCUCCCAGAGGUGGGGAUGGGUCCUGUGGAUCUGUUCGGGACUGACGGAGAUGUCCUCCGCUGUUCAGUUUGAACCUGUCAUUGAUUUUCAUGUGUUUCCCCACCCCCCCAACCCCCCCAACCCAGAGAAAUGGCCUUGACCUAGGCCAAGAUGUUCACCUCGGAAUAAUAACCUGAUGUUGCUCCCCCCUUCCCCUUAACAAGGUACCAACGAUGGGGAAUGGGAGCAGCGGCUUCAGGAAAGGGGAAUAGGGAAUCCUUCAGUGCCCGGAUUCUGUUUCCUGUCAUUCCCAAAGAACAAGGGUUAAGGAGAACCAGGGAUAGAAUUUACCAGAAAUGGAAGAUUCUGGAUUCCAACGCACUUUACUUGAGCUGUGUUCACGGAGGUUGCAAUGCAGUAGCCUGUCAGGGUUCGCUGUUUCUAUAUAUUUUGUACUGUAACCAAAUUAACUGUAGUUUUUUGACAAUAAUAAAGUAUAGUUUUAACACUAAAUCAAA
Messenger RNA from Hemiscyllium ocellatum (epaulette shark), 3117 nucleotides. It is a transcript of the gene mtmr11, whose product is annotated as myotubularin related protein 11. The record is from RefSeq and is a predicted model, not a curated record. The coding region runs from base 54 to 2240 and encodes 728 amino acids. The transcript has 16 exons. Lineage: Eukaryota; Metazoa; Chordata; Chondrichthyes; Orectolobiformes; Hemiscylliidae.